GUCAUGUAUGUGUGUUUUCUAGAUUUGAACAAGAAGAAACGGUCUUGUCUCUUUCGUUAGACGGUCAUGUCUUCGGGAACAUCCGAUUAAAAAAAAAGUUACACGCGUUGACUUUUAUUACAAAAAUUGCAGUAAAUCUGGCAGUAACUGCGUAAAGUAAAAAUAAUGUAAAUAAUAAUCUUCACCGGAAGACAAAUCUUUUGAUCUGACUUUCGUCUCUCUGUCUCUCUUGUCUCGUUUCUUCAGAGGCUAUGGGGAUCUCCUUAAGCAAGCGUCGACGAGACAACAACAACAACCACCACCAUCCCCACCACAAUCCGCCGUACUAUUACUCCGAUCCUCCACCACAACAACCGCCGCCUCAAAACGGGUAUAGCUACUCUCACAAUUACCCCGUUUCAACUCCACAGCUCUCUCUUCCUCCACCACCGGCUCAGCCACCGUCUUCUUCUCAGCCUCCUCCGUCGCAGAUUAGUUACCGACCGUACGGUCAAAACUACCAUCAAAACCAAUACUACCCGCAACAAGCUCCUCCGUAUUUCACCGGUUAUCAUCACAAUGGGUUUAAUCCGAUGAUGAGGCCGGUUUAUUUCGGUCCGACUCCGGUUGCGGUUAUGGAACCGCCUGCACCUUAUGUGGAGCAUCAGACCGCUAAGAAGGUUAAGAACGAUGUCAAUGUGAAUAAAGCUACGGUGAGGCUCGUAGCUGACGAUCUUAACCCUGGUCAUUAUCUUGUUUCCUUCGUCUUCGAUGCCUUAUUCGAUGGCAGUUUCACUAUCAUAUUUUUUGGAGAAGAGGAAUCAAAGUGCACAAUCGUCCCUCAUUUACCAGAAGCUUUCCCACCAAUCAAAGUCCCUUUCCAAAAAGGUGCCGGGCAGAAGUUUCUACAAGCUCCAGGGACAGGAAUCGACCUAGGCUUCUUUUCACUGGAUGAUCUAUCGAAACCAUCACCAGAAGAGGUGUACCCACUUGUAAUAUCAGCCGAGACAGUAAUAUCACCAAGCUCGGUUUCAGAGGAACCAUUAGUUCAUAAGCAGAUCACUCAAGCGGUUUUGGAGAAGACUAAUGAUGGAUCUUUCAAAGUGAAAGUCAUGAAACAGAUUCUAUGGAUUGAAGGAGAACGAUAUGAACUACAAGAGUUGUAUGGAAUCGAUAAUUCAAUCACACAAGGUACUGCUGCAUCGGGGUUAGAGGAUACUGGUGGCAAAGAAUGUGUCAUUUGCUUGACUGAACCUAAGGACACAGCCGUCAUGCCUUGUAGACAUUUGUGUUUGUGCAGUGAUUGCGCAGAAGAACUGAGGUUUCAGACAAACAAAUGUCCCAUUUGUAGACAACCUAUCCAUGAGCUUGUAAAGAUUAAAGUGGAAAGUAGUGAUGAACAACACUGAAAAAGAGGUUUCUUCCCUUCACUUAAACACCAUGUUUGAUUCUUUCUUCUUCUUCUUUUUGAAAACCGUCAAAUCGAAUUCUUUUGCCCUUUUUUCUUAUACAAAUGUGUUUUCUCAUGUCAUACUCUUGCACAUAUUUGUUGGUCUUAGUUUUGGGAAACUCAAAGAAAAAAAAGUCAGUAAUGUAUAUAUAGCUCCAAUGGUUCUUGAGAAACUUUCUCUUUGUAUCUUUCUACUUGAAACACUCAUUCUGUAACUGAAUACUUUUUGGUUUGGGCAUUGCUCAAAUAUAACUUGCAAUCAUAUGUUGUUUAUCGU
This is a messenger RNA of Arabidopsis thaliana (thale cress), 1706 nucleotides long. RefSeq names its product RING/U-box superfamily protein (gene LUL3). Gene Ontology annotation, molecular function: ubiquitin-protein transferase activity; ubiquitin protein ligase activity. Bases 252 to 1388 code for a protein of 378 amino acids. Gene Ontology annotation, biological process: protein ubiquitination. Lineage: Eukaryota; Viridiplantae; Streptophyta; Magnoliopsida; Brassicales; Brassicaceae. The transcript has 3 exons. The record is from RefSeq and is marked reviewed.